Messenger RNA from Aedes albopictus (Asian tiger mosquito), 1156 nucleotides. It is a transcript of the gene Echs1, whose product is annotated as probable enoyl-CoA hydratase, mitochondrial. The record is from RefSeq and is a predicted model, not a curated record. Gene Ontology annotation, biological process: fatty acid beta-oxidation. Gene Ontology annotation, cellular component: mitochondrion. The coding region runs from base 136 to 1014 and encodes 292 amino acids. NCBI's taxonomy places the organism in Eukaryota, Metazoa, Arthropoda, Insecta, Diptera, Culicidae. The transcript is spliced from 2 exons. Gene Ontology annotation, molecular function: enoyl-CoA hydratase activity.
AAUAUCAAUUUUUUUGAACCGUCAAACCGGUAGCUGUCUGCGUUCGCUCGGUUGGCUGCGGAUUCCAUUAGUCGUACGAUUGUCGUGCAGAGUGCUAUUUGAGCAAGUUUCAAGAGUCGAAUCAGGAUCAACAUAAUGGCCAGCAUUGGAAAAAUUUUCGCUUCCCGGACGUGUACCUUGGCUAAGGCCGCCAAAGCCAGCAAUGUGCGAUUCUAUUGCGCCGCAUCCCCGAAAGCCUUUGAAUUCAUCAAAGCCGAGCUGGUCGGUGAGAAGAAAAACGUUGCCCUGAUUACGCUGAAUCGUCCCAAAGCUCUGAAUGCUCUGUGCAACGGACUGAUGAAUGAAGUUAGCCAGGCUCUGGAACAGUUCGAUCGCGACGAUAAGGUCGGAGCUAUCGUCAUUACCGGCAGCGAGAAGGCCUUUGCAGCGGGUGCGGACAUCAAGGAGAUGCAGAACAACACCUACUCCAAGUGCAUCACCGGAAACUUCCUCAAUAACUGGACCAGCGUCGCCAAGGCCCAGAAACCUGUCAUUGCUGCCGUUAACGGAUACGCUUUGGGCGGUGGCUGUGAGUUCGCUAUGAUGUGCGACAUCAUCUACGCUGGAGAUAAGGCCAAGUUCGGCCAGCCGGAAAUCGCUCUCGGGACCAUUCCCGGAGCCGGCGGUUCCCAGCGUACUACCCGUGUGAUGGGCAAGUCGAAGGCCAUGGAAAUGUGUUUGACCGGAAACAUGAUCAACGCUGAGGAAGCAGAACGAUCGGGUUUGGUCAGCAAAGUGUUCCCAGCCGAUAAGGUGGUCGGUGAAGCCGUCAAGCUGGGAGAGAAGAUCUCUACUUUCUCGCCAUUGAUUGUUCAGUUGUGCAAGGAAGCUGUAAACACUGCUUAUGAAACUACGCUGAACGAAGGACUGAAGUUCGAGAGACGCCAUUUCCACGCUACCUUCUCCACCAAGGAUCGCCUGGAGGGUAUGACCGCUUUUGUCGAGAAACGUGCCCCCAAAUUCACCAACGAAUAAAUGUGCAUUGAUCAACUGUGGUAAAUAUAUGCGACUCAGGACUCGAGCAUGCCAUGCAUUUAUUAUAUUUAGGCAAUAUGUGUUACCUCUGAGGUAAAAUGCAAUAACUUGAAAAUAAAUGGUUUACUUUAAAAUACAAAAA